Molecule: messenger RNA, 1034 nt
Organism: Drosophila ananassae
Lineage: Eukaryota; Metazoa; Arthropoda; Insecta; Diptera; Drosophilidae
Product: zinc finger A20 and AN1 domain-containing stress-associated protein 12
Exons: 1
Coding region: 149-877 (242 amino acids)
Molecular function (GO): zinc ion binding
Source: RefSeq, a predicted model, not a curated record
CGCCAGUGAGAACGGGCUAAAAGCUAAAAAAACAUCGUCUGGGCCGAUUGUUGAACGUAGUAGGUCAUAGCUGCUAAAUUCGAAAAUAUGUUACAUUAGAACAAAUCAAACGGAGAGCUUUGAUCAUCGAUUCGGAUUACCAGAAAGCAUGAAAAACCGAAAAAUACGCGAUUUUGCUCAGCCGGAAGAGGAUUCGUUGGAGUCUAUCGCGAAUAGCAGCAGCGAUGGCAGUCGGGCCACUGUAACCGCAAACACAACAGUCUCCGCUACCGCAUCCGCGCCGGCGCCGCGUUCGCGUCCGCGCACCUUCCGAAUGGCCGGCCAGUCGUCUGUGGAGUCGGGAACCGGCACCGAGCAGUUGUUCCUGCAGGAGCAGCAAGAGCAGCAGGGCCAGCAGCAGCACGAGGCGGAAGUGCAUCCGAUGAAGGUCGAGGCGGAGCCACCGAUGCUCGGUAAUCCGGGCAGCAUCAUAUUCGGCGGGGCCGAACAGCUACUGAAGAAACACCAGCAGCAGCAUCCAGAUCAGCAACAACCAAUGGAUCAAGAUCAGGUAUCUGGAGCCGAGGGACAGGGCAGCGCAGCCACGGCCGGCGCUGACACAGGAGGUGGGGCCGGUACUGGCACCGGGUCUGGGGCAGGAGCCGAGGCCGACGCCGGAGGUGGGGCAGCGGUGGACACGGAGAAGAAGCGCUGUGACAAGUGCGGCAAGAAGCUCGGACUCACCGGCGGAUUCCCCUGCCGCUGCGGCGGCACCUUUUGCGCUUUCCACCGCUACAGUGACCGCCAUGAAUGCAAUUUCGACUACCGCGAGAUGGGCGCUAGCGAAAUUCGUCGCGACAAUCCCGUCAUCGUCGCCAGCAAGCUACGGAAGCUCUGAACGUCUGAACUGCCCGACCGGAACAACGACCCAAUCCUGAUUCCACAUACGGGUUGUUUCUGUUUAUAUUUUAUACACACCUCUUCGCGGCACUGUUAACGCCAAUUAUAUUGCAUAUGUCCAGUCGGAUGUAGCCGGAAAAACGACACGUAUAACC